GGAUCGCUGUGCGUUGGAAUUGACAUGUUGACAGUGAGUUUUGCUUGUAGUUUGUUCACCUUCAAGGAAAGAAACACGUGCAUUAAAGCCUUAGAGGGCUGAAAGGAUCUGCACGUGGUAGAGUGGGAAGCACGGAAGAGAAAGGAGUGAUGGAAGAGAAAGGAAGGGUUAGGAAAAGCAUUAUAGGCAAGAUGAAUCUUGAAAUGAUUCGUAAAAGUUUAAUACAUGAUUACUAGGCAUAGGAGAAGGAUAUCCCAAGAAACAAGAAUUAUGAAACAGCAUGGUUCAAAUGCUACGACUUACCAUGAUCUGUCUACCUUCUGCUUCAUAUCGAGCAAUUAUAUAGUGCUUGUCAUGUGGUGAACAUUAUUUUAUGUUCCUUAUGUAGAUUAGCUCAUUUAAUCUUCACAAAUCCAUGAAGCAGCAACUGUAAUUAUCAUAAAUGAAGAAAACUGAAGCUUGAAAAUUAGGUAGUUUGACCUAGUUCACAUAGCUAAUAAAUUGGAGAGCUGCAAUUCACACUUAGGCACUCUAGCUGUAGGCGCUGUGCACCUAAUCAUCAGGCUGUCCUGCCCACCUCUUUCCUUGCCCCACCCUUCUCCCUAACUACAGUACUUGCUUUUCCUGAACUUGAUAUGUCAUGAUUCAGUACCCGUGUUUCUGUUUCUCCUGCCUUGAUGACCCUUUUCUUUUACCCAAGCAUUCUUGUUUUGACUUAAACAUCGGAAAAGGUGUGCGCCACAGCUGUAUUCUUUCACCUGUUUAUUCAUUCUGUAUACUGAGCAAUUAUCCGAGAACCUGGACUCUAUGAAGAUGGCAUGGCUUUAGGACUUGAAGAAGGAUAAUCAUCUACAGUGUACAGCUAAUACAGCCUUGCGUUCUGGACGUGAACUAGCCAUGAAGCACUUAGUUGUGAAGAUAUCAAAGAUUACAGCUUUGAGUAUGGAUUACACCUCAACAUAAAUAAUAAUAAUAAUUUUUUAAACCUUUAUAACCUGGCCAGUGAGCAACAUCAGGAUAAACAGAGACAAUACUGAAGUUGUCACAAGUAUUAUUUUUACAUGGAUCUACAGUUAAUUGCUCGUGGAAGUAACAGUUAAGCAAUCAAAUAGCACUUUGCAUUGGACAAAUCUGCUGCAAAAUACCUCUUUACAAGUGUUGAAAAACAAAGUUAUAACUUUGAGCGCUGAGCUUAUAAAAAUGGAAUUUCAAGCAGUUGUAAUGGCAGUUGGAGGGGGAUCUCGGAUGACAGACCUGACUUCCAGCAUUCCCAAACCGCUGCUUCCAGUUGGGAAUAAACCCUUAAUUUGGUAUCCAUUGAACCUGCUUGAGCGUGUUGGAUUUGAAGAAGUCAUUGUGGUUACAACCAGGGAUAUCCAAAAGGCUUUAUCUGCAGAAUUCAAGAUGAAAAUGAAAGUAGAUAUUGUUUGUAUUUCUGAUGAGACUGACAAAGGAACUGCAGAUUCUCUGCGCCACAUAUAUCCGAAACUUAAGACAGAUGUACUGGUCCUCAGCUGUGAUCUGAUAACAGAUGUUGCCUUACAUGAGGUAGUGGACCUAUUCAGAGCUCAUGAUGCAUCACUUGCUAUGUUAAUGAGAAAAGGCCAAAGUGGCAUAGAAUCUGUUCCAGGUCAAAAGGGAAAGAAAAAAGCAGUGGAGCAGCGUGACUUCAUUGGAGUGGACAGCACAGGAAAGAGGCUGCUCUUCAUGGCUAAUGAAGCAGACUUGGAUGAAGAGCUGGUCAUUAAGGGAUCCAUCCUGCAGAAGUACCCUAGAAUACGUUUCCACACGGGCCUUGUGGACGCCCACCUCUACUGCCUGAAAAAAUACGUCGUGGAUUUCCUAAUGGAAAAUAAGUCAAUCACUUCGAUCCGGAGUGAACUGAUUCCAUACCUAGUGAGAAAACAGUUCUCUUCAGCCUCAUCUCAACAGGGACAAGAAGAAAAAGAGGAAGACCUGAAGAAGAAAGAGCCCAAAUCCUUAGAUAUUUACAGUUUUAUAAAAGAAGCCAAUACUUUUGCACCUAAUGACACCUGCUGGAAUGCCUGUCGAACAGACAAGUGGGAAGACUUAACCAGACCACAGGUGCGCUGCUAUGUCCACAUCAUGAAAGAAGGCCUCUGCUCCCGAGUGAGCACCCUAGGACUCUACAUGGAAGCAAAUAGACAGGUGCCCAAAUUGCUGCCUGUUCUUUGCCCAGAAGAAUCGCUGAUCCAUUCAUCAGCCCAGAUUGUCCAUAAACACCUAGUUGGAGUUGACAGCCUUAUUGGGUCAGAUACACAGGUUGGCGAGAAGUCAUCUAUUAAGCUAUCAGUCAUUGGUUCAUCCUGUGCCAUAAGAGAUAGAGUGUCUAUCACAAAUUGUCUUCUCAUGAACUCAGUCACCGUGGAGGAAGGAAGCAGAAUCGAGGGCAGUGUCAUCUGCAACAAUGCUGUGAUCGAGAAGGGAGCUGACAUCAGCGACUGCCUAAUUGGAAGUGGCCAGAGAAUUGAAGCCAAAGACCCUGUUUUCUUCUUGUGUGCUGGAACAUCCUUAUUUCUGCUUUCUUUCCUCCUUGUUUCCACCAAGCCAAACGAGUGAAUGAAGUGAUCGUGGGAAGUGACCAGCUCAUGGAGAUCUGAGUUCUGAGGAAGUCGUACUCCUUCUCUUGGCCCCCACAACUACACACAUUGUUGGAUGGCCCACCUGUUUGACUCUGUAUUUAUUUCCCAAUAAAGAGGACCCUUGAAAGGCA
Molecule: messenger RNA, 2734 nt
Organism: Echinops telfairi (small Madagascar hedgehog)
Lineage: Eukaryota; Metazoa; Chordata; Mammalia; Afrosoricida; Tenrecidae
Gene: EIF2B3
Product: eukaryotic translation initiation factor 2B subunit gamma
Exons: 13
Coding region: 1201-2580 (459 amino acids)
Biological process (GO): biosynthetic process; cytoplasmic translational initiation
Cellular component (GO): guanyl-nucleotide exchange factor complex; eukaryotic translation initiation factor 2B complex
Molecular function (GO): translation initiation factor activity; guanyl-nucleotide exchange factor activity
Source: RefSeq, a predicted model, not a curated record